Messenger RNA from Pelobates cultripes (western spadefoot toad), 21523 nucleotides. The record is from the annotation of a GenBank genome assembly. Lineage: Eukaryota; Metazoa; Chordata; Amphibia; Anura; Pelobatidae.
AAAAAAAAAUCACUGUUUUUAUUUUUUCCAGAUGAUUUAUUUUUGCCAACAUUUUGAAAUGUGUUUUUUUAAUUCAAUCUUCAAUACCAAUAUUCAAUAUCUUGUAAAACAGUCACAUUGCCUUUUUUUUUAAUUGUGACAACCAUUUCCACUAUGAAACAGAAAGGACUGUACAUGGUGUGGUAUGAAUAGACUGGGUGUACCCUCCCCAUGCACAGGAUUGGUGAGGGGGUACAUGUAAGGGAUGAGCUCACAAUAUGGGGUGAUGUUAUACAGAGUCAGCCUGCUCUAUACAGGACUCUGCCCCUUUCCUCCAUUUCCCUCCCUGCAGUUUCUGACAUUAAUGGGCUGGAUUUAACUCCACCCAAGUGUUCGGCAAGGCGGCCUCCAGGCCAUGUGUGUGAGCUGUGGGCUCAGGCCUUUCUAGAGAGCUCUGGUGACAGCUUGCUGCUGCUUCCCUCCCCGGCUAGUGACUUCUCUUCCUGGUCGCCAUGGCGAGCCCCUGCAUCGUGGUGAGUGCGACCUGCUAACGGGCGACCUCCCCCCGGUCUGGCAUGAGAGGAGGCGCCUGGUGGCAAUGGGGGAGCGGGAGCAUGGGGCAAAGUGCCGGGGGGAGGAGGGGGGUGAUGGAUAGGAGAAGUGCGGCAAGGCCCAGCUCUUCAUCUUAGUACAUAGGGUGUGAAUGGGCUCCAUGGCAACCACAAGCUCUGUAUAGACACCAUGCUGCUCCAUGUACUGCUACCUGGCAGCAUGGGCACAUGGGCUGGGUGGAGGGUAUAGGAUGGGGAAUACAUGGCUCCCACCUUUACCUUGUAUUUAUGGGAGUAUACACCUUUUUAUGCUAUUGGGCAGGACAUGAAAAGUGCUGCCCUUCUGUAUGUAGAAUUCUUGUACACAAGCAGGCAAAGUGCUUCCAUACAGUAUGUAGAAUUCAUGUACACAAGCAGGCAAAGUGCUUCCCUACAGUAUGUAGAAUUCAUGUACACAAGGAAGGGAAUCUAUAAGUAGCUCCCGUGUCUCUCUCUUUGACAGUUUUUUUUAUUAUUAUUAUUAUUAUUUAUAAAGCGCCAACAAAUUCUGCAGCGCUGUACAAUGGGUGCACUAAAAGACAAUUAUUUGUAACCAGGCCAGCUGGACGCACAGGAACAUAGGGGGUUAAGGGCCGUGCUCAGAUAAGCUUACAUGCUAGAGCUAGGGUGCCCAAAAGGUAGAUGCUUUAGAACUACAACUCCUUUGAUGCUUUGCAUGCUUUUAGAAUAACAAAGCAUCAUGGAAGCUGUAGUUUUAAAACAUUCGGAGAUCAACCUUUUGGGCACCCCUUGUGUUAAAGGGAGUAUAUCAAUGCUGCAUUACUGCAGGGCAGCACUGUAACUGUCUUUAUUUAUUUAUUUUUACAUGAAGUGGAGUGUUGGAGGGAGUUUAGAUUUUAUAGGGGGAGAAAUAAUAAAUGGCAAAUAUGUGCAUAAAAUGGAUGAUGGUGUGCAGGAUACACAGGGGUGUGAUUUGUUGGAGGGGUACGAGAUUUAGUGGGUGUGAUGACUAAACCAAGCCUGCAGUUGAGCUUUUUGGUGCAUCCUUGGAGAUCAGGGGUAAUCCAAAAUGCAAAUUAAAUGCUUGUAUUUAUAUCUGUGUGAUGGUUCGGGUGUAGAAUGAUUGAACAGGUAAAUGGCAUCCAUUCUUAGAGUUCCAAUAAAUAGGUCAAGAAAGGAGCACUCACUGGAAUUUAAGUGAAAAAGAUAAACACCCACGAGGGUCGACACGUUGAUUCUUUUGUUUAAUCUGUGCAUGCACCCUUUUCAACCUAAAAUCCAGUGAGUGCUCCUUUCUUGACCUCUUAUAUUGUUGCACUAUGAGGGGCCCAGGUUAGUUCAGUUAAUGUAUUUUUUGCAUUUAUGGAGAAUGCCAGAUUUGGGACUCUGUAUCUCAAAAAUAUUUGUUUUCCUGUGAUAUAGUUUUGGAUAUGUUGUUGUGCAUUGGUAAAAAAUACUUUGCAAUACUUAAAUUGGAGCGCAGCUAGGAUUUGAUUUUCCAUAUAUAGAUGCGUAUGGAAACUCUGCAUUGUCCAACCAGAAACGGUUAAAGAAUAGAAUAUCUUAGUUUGUGGAAUGUACUGUGGCAACCAUGGUGCUGUGUGCGAAACGUGGAAACUGGAAACCUGACUAAUCCCCCUCACGUGCUCUCGCCAUGUGUACAUUAUAUUACAUCUAUCAUUGAAAAAAUAGUUAUUUUCAACCGUAUCUAUUAAGUGUUUGUAAAAGAAAUCAUUUCAAAAGUUUAAAAAAUAAUGCAAGUUGUGUUUGUGUAUAUAUAUAUUUUUUUUCUGGAUAUCAUUUAUUUGCUAUAAAUCUCUUUUGUCCCAAUAAGAGACCAUCCAAAUCAGUAAUAUGGAUGGGAUCAUACUGUAAUGUUAAUAUAGGCAUUUGUGCAUUUAUUAUUAUAAACCACCAUCUGCCUGACCUAUUGAUCUAACACUGUAUCUAUAGCCAGCAUUUACCUGUAAAUUGUAUCCUAUCACACAUCUAGCAAGUAUACCAUUAGGAUCAGGGUAGAGACCAGCAUGUCCGUUUACUUUGAUGUUAAUUCGCUAACUUUUAUAGAAAACCUAAAAAACUUGGUGAAAAUUCUAACACACAUUGCCAUGAGCAGAUGUAAAAUAUUGUUUUUCCCCAUUCUGCUUGAUUGCUGGCAUGUUUUCAGAUGGACAGUCAUUGACUGUUUUUUAGUUCAGGUAUUGAAAUCAAGGUCACCUCUUUCACAGAACAUGUGUCUGUGACCUUGGGCCUCCGCUAAGUUAUGUUUUAAAUCAUGGCUGUUUAAAUAUUUGCAGUGGUUCUUCCUCUUUGUUUUUUGUUCACUUUUGAGUUUUCGCAGCAUACAAGCAGAUAUGACUAGUUCUUGCUCAGGGGAAGAAUGAGUCGGCCUGAGUGAAACGUGCUGAAAUUUUUUACAAUGUGCUCAGGCAGUAGCCAUAAUUCCUCCUGUAUUUUACUCUUGCUAUAUACAAGUUCUGUUCAGAAAUAACACAUGCAGCUUCUGGUCCCAGAAUGCAUGACAUUAUCCUGCACUGGGAAAUACCUUUAAUUAUCCCAGUUAUGAACAUCUAACCAAGUUUAUAGUUUUACUCUAUUUAGAAGACCUUAUACUUGCUAUUUCCUAGUUGUAUUUCCUUCCUGUAUUUAUUCGAUGAUGAGUAGACAUGGUAAUGAUGUCUAGGAUGUAUAUACCUAAUAAGGCCUACUUUAUAGAUUUAGUUUUAAUGGAAUUAUGCUUUAGAUUAAUCAACAGAAUUACUAGAUAUUUCUUUUUCUUCCUAAUUGGACAAGCAGAUAAAAUAAUGUAACAUUGCGGUAAUUAGUCUACAUGGAAAAUGUCAUACAAUGUUACAAGUUAACCUGAGUUUGAUACACAGAUUUGGUUUGUCCUUUUAUGUCUGCCACACUCCGCAUUCUUUUGUUGUCAUAGGCACAGCCAAUUUACCCUGGUUUCACAAAAAGCAUAGGUGCGCUCAAUUGAAACAUUAGAUUCCCUUUCAUAAACUGCACCAGAGAUAUGCUACAGAGACACUGUUCUUGGCAAUGCCAAUUCACUAGCACAAACACAUGGUCAAUUCCUGAUCAUUCACUGAUGCACUUUAAUCCUUUCCCCUCGACUGUCCCACAGGGUGGGACAUUUUAAUUUUCUCAUUCCGAUCGUAUGGCCCACCUGGUGGGACAUAUGAGUAGCAUACAAGUUUGACGAUCGUACGGCUCACCCAGAGGGACAUAACGUUAUCGGAUAAAGGCGACUUGAAAAGAAAACACACCCACGAAGUGAUUUCUAUAAAAAUAUUUGUCAAAUUUGGUGAACGACACUGAAAUUUUAUCCGAGUGGAAAGGGUUAAAUAUGCAGACGCCACGCUUCAUGUCUAUCAGACAUCGUCAAUUCACUGUCUUUACACAUCAACACAAGCGUGUUUUUUAGAAAGAAAAAUGUUGGGUGCAAAAAGCCAAUCUGGGUAAAAUCUUCAACUUUUACUGCUAGGCUAUAUUGUUAAAGGACCACUAUAGGCACCCAGACCACUUCAGCUCAAUAAAGUUGUCUGGGUGCCAGGUCCAUCUAGGGUUAACCCUGCCUGCUGUAAACAUAGCAGUUUCAUAGAAACUGCUAUGUUUACAUAUGGAUUAAUCCAGCCUCUAGUGGCUCUCUCAUUGACAGCCGCUAGAGGCGCUUCCGCGCUUCUGACUGAGAUUUUCACAGUGAGAAGACGCCAGCAUCCAUAGGAAAGCAUUGAAAAUGCUUUCCUGUGGACUGACUGAAUGCGCGGCUCUUGCUGCGCAUGUGCAUUCAGCCGAUGACGUCGGAAGGAGGAGGAGAGUCCCCAGCGCCGAGGGAGCCUGGCACUGGAGAAAGGUAAGCAUUUAACCCCUUCCUCCCACUUCAGCCCAGCGGGAGGGGGGGGCAUGAGGGUAUAAUAAUACUAUAGUGCCAGGAAUUAUAAAAUAUAAAAAAACCUCAGAAUUACCUUCCACUUCUCAAAAUGUAUUUGUUUUGCUAUAACUUAGUCCUUACCCAGUGUGUGACCAGCCAGUGCACAUGAUGCAUAUGACUUAUCUUUGUUACUGAAGCAACAUACUCCUAUGUCCGUUAAAAGGAAAUGAUAGGAUAACAAUUUCCUCUUAUUUUUAUUGCAUUAUAAAAACAAUCCAUACUUCCAACACAAAGUAAACAGAUUUUUAAAGGAGGAAAAAUCUAAAUCUAAAGAUGUUCUAUUUAAAAUACCUCAUAGUCCAAAGGUUAUUCAGCAUGAAAUAUGGAUUAGUCGUGUAGCAAGUGGUUGUAUAUUGAAUGCAUUCCAUUAACCCACGUUAAUCAAACUUGUUUGCAUAGGUAAUCAAACUUUUUUACAGAAAAAGACCCUAAUCCAUUUGUUAUUCUACACAUAAUAAACCGCUACACUAUUUACACAUAAUGAACAGUGAUUUGAAGUGGUCAUGGUGCUUGGAGUGUAGAUUUUAAGUACGGACCUCUGCAUAUAAUUGAGCUAUUUUAUAUUGCUCCACCUCCAGCAACGUCAUUGGUACAUCCAUUAUCCAGCCCGAAACAAGAAUUUCAGGCCGACUAAUGUCAAUUCUGUGCAGAAUCUGUGCCCAGAGAUCAUACAUUGGCUGAGUGUGCUCAGGUGACACUCUCAGUCAGUGAAUGACUGGCAGGAUUGGUGUCUGGCUUCUGUCGCUCUGCAGAAGUCACAUCCACAACACCCAGCACAGAGAAGGCAGACUUGGCGCUCAGCGGGGAAACUGGUUAAGAGGGCAACUCAUUGCAGUUUAAGUUCUUUUUAUUUAUUUAAAGUUAUUCUUUAACAACUUCAGUUACCAAACUCUGAUUAAGCAAAACAAGAACAUGUUUGCUAUAUAAUGUUGUUUUUAGGUUCUAUAAAUAUUAUUAUUAUUAUUAUUAUUAUUAUUAGCAUUUUAUAUAGCGCCAGUAUAUUCGGCAGAGCUUUAGGAGUGAUUAACCUAUUAAUCUGGAGAUGGUUCACCUUGCAAUAAAAUCUUCAUCGAUGUAUUUCUAAUGGUAUAUAACAAAAUCCGUUCUAACAGUUAAACUAAUCUGAAAAUGUGGUGUUCUAAAUAUGACAUCUUCAUCUGGUUGCAAAUAUUAAAGGACCACCUUAUGUGUAAGAAGUAUCCAUAACAAUGACCCAUUUAUAAAAGCGAGGAUUUCAUUUGAGAAAUCAGCACUUUUAUAAAUUAAAUAUCUCUGUCAAUAAGACAGCCAGUCUUACUUCCUCCUUCUUUUAGCUCCACUGACUAGCUCUAGCAGAGUGCAGCUGCCAUGUCCCACAUGUUUCCAUGAACCUUUGAACGCGUGUACACCGGUCGUCGUACCCCACACACACACCUUUUAAAAAUAAAUAAAUAAAUAAUAUAUCGCAUGCAUGUAUUCAUUGGGGGUAUAUCUACUAAAUAGUGACUUUAUUAAAAAAAAAAAUAUAUAUAUAUAUAUAUUUAGGGCGGAGUAGUCCUUUUUUAUUUUUUUAAUUUCUUUAUUUUUUUCAUCUUAACAAGAGUAGCAUGCAAGAUAGAAGCAUUUACGGCUUGUGCAAAAACCCAUUAUUUUACAACAUAUUUAAAAAUAGUUAUACAGUUGCCUAUACGAUGUAUAUCAAAACAAGCACAUUUAACAUUAGGCUUAUUCGGCUACUUGUCAAGGAUUAUUGUAACUUAAAAUCAUAAACAUAGCAUACGUACUGAGAGCUCAUCUCGUCCUUCGUAUUUACUCUCUUUUUAUGGUGCAGUAGGGGUGUGUUUCGUGGUGGGAUACCUUUGUCCCCGUGUGUUCCCUGUAUUCUGCACCCCCGUUUAAGAGGAUGAGUUCUAAUUUCCAUUAAUCGAUUCGCUAUUUUGUUGUCAGUUCACCAUACGAUAGUAGUUGGUGUAUUUCUUCAUUUAGCCUAAUCUAGCUUACAUUGUUGUAUAAUGAGAAAGAAAUCAGAAAGUAGAAAAGAGUGUAUAUAAGAAGUAGGUGGAAUAACGAGAGAGGGGGGAGGGAGAGGCAUAAGGUUAUACGUCAAGUUGAGACAAUAUGGCGUUGUACGGAGUCCUCUAGGGGAUGUCUAUUACCUCCCGUGGUCCCAUGUGGCCCUUACACUGUAUCAGGGUGCCUACAGAAUCCCUCCAUCUAAGAGAUCGCUAUUCUGCCAAGGGUCCCAAAGUUUGUCGAAACUGGACAUGGUCCCUCUUAGUCGAGCGGUCAGGCUAUCCAUUAAGUGUACCUCUUUUAUGUUGGAAAUCACCCUCUGAAUUGGUGGGAGUGUGGUUUGUAGCCAAGUUUCUGCUCCCUCCUCGUCCAAUCAUCUAAAGAUCUGUUAAGUAGGUAUGUCCAUGGAGUUAGGCUUGGCGCCCUGUGAAAUAUUCUUUUGAUCAGUUUAUAUAUUUUAGCCCAAAAGGAUUGUGCUUGGGGACAUUCCCACCACAUGUUACUGUGUUCCUUUAAGACUGCAACCUCUCCAGCAAGGAUCAGAUGGCGUUUGUUUCAUGUUAUAUAAUUUCACUGGUGUGGUGUACCACCUAAACAUUGUUUUAUAUGCCUGUUCUUGGAGAGUUACGCAAAUGGAAAGUGAGGUGUUUGCUUCCCAUAUUUCUCUCCACUCUACUCCCUCUAGUACUUCCCCCAAGAUCCCUUUCCCAGGCGUCUACGUAAGCUAAGGCGGAGUAGUCCUUUUUAAAGAACCAGCAAGAAUAAGUCCUCGCGUUUCCAAAUCAUAAUUUAAAUGAAGUCUUACCAAUUAGUGAUUUUAAAUCAAAUCCACCUGCUCACAGCACAGGAUGAGUGGAAGUGUUCUGCAAACUAACAGCUGCAGCAUGGCUACUGUUUAUUUACGCAAAAAACGGUUCACUGUUUAGUUCUGCUUAUAGCCAGGUCUGCAGUCAACCCUUGCUCUACUCCCUCUCCCAGGAGAAUUGCAGUUUGAACACAGAGACUUACUUCCACCAUUUGCAAUGACUAUAGCUUGUUAAAUUGCUUGUAGUGUGCAUUUAACAGGACAGUCCAGGCAGAAUAUGACUUCUUCUCUCUUGUACAUUUUUAGUAUCUCCCUUUUUAUCAUGCUUGUUUUGCAUGUCACACAUUACAUUAUUAGACUAUAUUUGCUCCUGCUAGAUCAUGUUCCUGUCAGCAACUGGAUCACUUUUCUGUACACAACAUGGAAAAUAUGUAAAAGUUUGCUAUAGCACGUGCUUCUGUAAGGAAAUAUUAUGGUCACUAAAUGCAAAUCUGUUUUUUCUAAAUAUUCUCUCUUUACCUUCCAGCUCGACGACGAUGAGCAAGGUUACGAUCUCGAUUUAUUUUGCAUUCCCAAACAUUAUGCAGCUGAUUUGGAGAGAGUCUACAUUCCGCACGGACUUAUCAUGGACAGGUUGGUUGUAACUUCAAAACAUCGCAGUUCUAUACGCUUUUGUAGAGUUCUAGUCCUGUCUGCUGACAUUAAGUGGAGCAAUCUGCAACACUGUUUUUAAAACUUGAAUUUGGUCUCGCUGAGGUUUUUUUCAACCUAGAUUACAGUGCAACUGUAAUUAUGUAACACAACUUCCAUAAUAAAAUCACAGAGGAUUAUGGGACCUGUUCAUAGAUACCAGCUGAACACCCACAGUUUGACAGCUCAGAUAUAGAGAAUGCUCCCAGUAAUACUUGUGUUCUCUCUUCUACUUGACCAGUGAUGGCUAAUCAUCGCAAUGCUGUUUUUCUCAGGCAGCCUCAAGGGACAUGUUGCUCACAAACAUCAGCAUGUGACUGAAUACAUGCAGCUGCUUUUAGUAGCACACCCAAGUAGAUACAGUAUAAAGGAAUGACCUGCUGUGCUAGGAGAUAACAUUUAGGAUUUUUCGAACUAAAAUCAGCACUGAAAAUGUGUAAGGCAUAAAGGCUCACUGUCUUUGAUAGUGCCUCAUGGCAUAGCAUGCAAGCACUUUAGAUCAUAUGUCCCCUGUCUGCUAUAUUCUACACAGGAAGCUGUGUAUUUUUGUGCAUGAAUUGCUUGGUUUUCAGGUAAUGUAAUGUUAUCCAUAGAUCAAGGAGACGAUCAUAAUGAGAUAUGAGACCCCAGCUAGUCCCCUCCUGUAUCGUUAUCGGCAGAGGGCUGAACUAAAAUUGGUGGCAGCUAGAAAUAGUAGCUGCUUCCUGGGAAGCAUAACUCGUACUGAGACUGGAACAAGUCACGUGACUUGUCACCAUCUCCAGCGUUCUCUGCACUGCAUGGUGUCUGUCAGACUAUGCUUAAUGGAGAAUAAUGCAUGGGUAAGGUGACAAUCCUUCCAGAGUUUGAAAACAUAUUCUGUUCGUUUUAGUUAUAAAGUAAUUUUAAUCAAAUUUAAGGAUCCAGUCAUGUAAAAUCACUCCAGAGUGCCCCAGUGACUUUCGUUCUACUUGAGUCUGACAAAUGAAAUUUCACAGCUUUAUUAGUUCUCACCCAGUGUGUACGUGCUGAGCGAACAUUCUAUCAUGUGACUUGUCACCAGGUUCCAGUGUUUGCAAUGAACAGAAUCUUGUUUUGCUGUCAAUAUUACAGAAAAUAAUGAAGUAAAUAGUAUAAAAUCCUUUCAUGUGAAUAUUGUUGAUUCAUAUUAAUUUAAAAAAAAAAUUUUUUUUUUUUUUCCAUUUGCUCUUUCCCAUUUCCCUUUUUGUUUACUCACGCAACUGAAAAGUUUGGAUUUUGGAGAAAAUAAAUAAGUAAAAAAGAGAAUGGUACAGGUACUAUAAAAUGAAACAUAGAUCUUAUGUGACAUAUAUAGAGUAUCUGUAUAUAUAAUCUCAUAAAGCCUUAUAAUAAAGAUGAUUCACUUUCCCCCUGCUCCAGCACUGGGUCUCCCCUUGCAAAAAAAGUACUUUCUGAAGUUGGGGAAGUUGUGAUCUAACCUUUUCUUUCAAUUUUGCUUUAAACAGGACAGAAAGGCUGGCUCGGGAUAUCAUGAGAGAUAUGGGAGGCCAUCAUAUUGUUGCUCUGUGUGUGCUGAAGGGGGGUUAUAAAUUCUUUGCAGAUCUGCUGGAUUACAUCAAGGCACUGAACCGCAACAGCGACAAAUCUAUCCCUAUGACUGUAGACUUUAUCAGACUAAAAAGUUACUGUGUAAGUACUUUCUGCAUUUUUUGCAAAAUUCACGGAUGGUAUACAAAUAUUAUGAAAAUCUAAUUUCUUCCCUGAGUCUGUUUAUCAGUUCCCCCUGAGACUGCAACAUUGCAGCCAUUAGAUCACCAAUAUUUGGCAGUCCAUUAGUAGUAAGCUGUUAAUAAGGCACUGGAUGGCUACUUCCAUGUUAACGUGUAUAUUUAAUUUCACUUAGGUGAUGUAGACCUCUAGUGGUUAUAAAGGGGGAUUGCUUAUGUGAGCUUUGCGGCUGUGUUUGCAUCAAAUGAUGUGUGUGAACUUAACCCCUUAAGGACACAUGACAUGUGUGACAUGUCAUGAUUCCCUUUUAUUCCAGAUGUUUGGUCCUUAAGGGAUUAAUGGACCCAAGUAUUGUUUUUGAGCCUUUUUUUUUUUUUUUUGGGGUUGUGACAGAUAGUAUUACGCAAUUGUUGUGACAUUAUGAGGGCUUGCGCAGAAGCCAGCAUUUGCAUAGUCAAUACAAUAUUUCGUGUUUACAUUGUACGGCUUAUGCAGAAUCCAAUGUUAGCGCACAAACCGAAACAGUAAUACCAUGCUAUCUGCAAGAUCAUGUACUGUCACUUUUCCGUUUUAUACCAUCAUAAAAACAAUAAAACCAAGAAAAUAAAGAGAUCGAGAAGAAAGAAAGCGGUUGAGCCUGUUUUAAAUGUUUAUAUAUUCACACAAACUGAAAAUAAUGUGCCUUUCCUUCUAAUGAAAUCUUGUUGCCAAGUUUCCCUUGGGGAUGAGAAGAGAUUGGUUUAUCUAUUUAGAAGGCACAGAACACAAAGGCUAACUCACUAAAGUAAGAAUUGUUAGGAAUAUAAAGUGAAUUUCAAAUUCAAGGAAAAAACUGGCUAUGGUUCCAGUUCAGGUACUUUAACAUAAAAUUUUAAAUUCAUCUUGAAGUCCUGACGAUUCUCAUUUUAGCGAAUAACUUGGGCAGUGUCACACUAAAGUCCUUGCUAGUUAUGUGAUAUAAUGUUGGAAAAGUCCUUUAAAAUAUAUGAAACUUUAAGGACAGAGUUUACAACGAUUCUUGGUUAGAUAUACAGUUCAGCCACCACACAUUGUCAGGUAUAAUAUUUAGACACUUAAAAAAAUAUGGUAUAGAAUAUAUACAAAUUAGUGGAGCGCUAUAUAAAUAUAAAAUAAUGGAGGGGCCCACUUACCACAUCAAUUGAGUGUAAUAACACACUUGGGAAUAUACAUUUGAAAGUGCAUAUAUUAAGAAGAAAAUAAAUAAUUUUAAAAAUAAAUGAAUAUGAUAUAUAUCUCUAGCUAUCAGAUGGUCUUUGGCAGUAAUGUAUGGUAAGGUGAAUAACUAAAACCACUCACAUGGUCUGUAGCCUAUGUGGUAUUGGCUCCGUAAAAUAACAGUUUUUGCUCCUUGAGCAGCAACACACCACUUCCUCAAAUAUACAGAAAAGGGAAGAAAAAGACCAGAUGUGUAGUACUGUGUAUUAUUAUUACACACACCUUUUUAAGAGCCUUCAGUUCCUGGCUCUAAGGAUGAUCAGCAGUGUGCCAAUUUCUUGGGAUGGCACUCCCCAAUAAGGUUCCUAGAGGCUCCAAGGACUUGGUUUGGAAUAACUGGUAAACCCUGAUAGUAUGGCUCUGUGCAGGCCUUAGUGCUGUGUUUCCAGUAGAUCCCCAAGGGAAGAACUUGUUUGUAAAAUGAUUCUUGGUUAGAUAUACAGUUCAACCACCACACAUUGUCAAAUGUAUAAUAUUUAGAGCCUGAAAGUGAUGUGGUAUUUUUUUUUUUUAUAGAAUGAUCAGUCAACCGGAGACAUAAAAGUUAUAGGAGGGGAUGAUCUUUCUACUUUGACAGGAAAGGUAUGUAAUAUGUAAACUCACCAUUAACUACCCCAGUUCCGAAAAAAAAAUAAAAAAUAGUACAAUAUUGGAAAAGGAGAGGUCAGCCUGCACAUGGCGAGAUCUGCAAAUUUGGUCUUGUCUGCCUAAAGAUAUUUUGUCCUAAAGAUAGUUUGUUGAAACCACUCUUACUGCAAUCCUAUAUAUUCUCCUCUGUUCCCCAGCCAGAAUACUGGGUUCUCAAUUCUUAUUAGAUUGCGUUAAGUGUACCCAGAUCUCCAGUAUAUUUUCUCUUAAAAUUAUAUCAUUCGUUUACAUUGGCACAUACAGUGGAACCUCGCAACUCGAACUAAAAUUCCACAUAAAAAAAUGUAUCGGUACCCGACCACAUCACGUGGCAUUCACAGAGGGACACAAGUUAAUUACAAAGGUAGAUGAGGAAAUAUGGGCAGAUGGACUAUGUAAAGGGAGAGAGGGGAAUAUAGGGAGAGGAAAACCGGAUUACAGACGGACACACGUAAGGGAUGAAGAUAUAUAGGCAGAGGGACAAAAGUAAAGGGUGAAGGGAUAUGGACAGAAAUUUUAUGCAAGGAGAAAGAUGAAAAUAUAAGAACAGUUACCUAUCCCCAUCCAUGUAAUUUUGUUCCCGAACAAAUCGGAACUCUAACAGCCUUCUGGAACGGAUUAAGUGUGAGUUCUGAGGUUCCACUGUACUCACAAUUACUGUUAAAAACUGCAUUACAAUUAACAUAUUUAAAAUGUAAGAAAAAGAAAUCAUAUUUCCAGUAUAUGUAUAAUUAUAUAUUUUUAUUUAUUUUCUUUUAGAAUGUAAACAUAGUGUGUGUCAUGUGUUGAUAAGGAUAUUAUCUUGUUACAAGCAUUGCACAGAAACCUUACUAGCGUAAAAUUGUGAUUUGUUCUGGUCAGGGUGCAGUAUAGUGUGUGGGACUUAGCCGAGUUAAAGGAUCACUGUUGUGUCAGGAAAACAAAUCUGUUUUCCUGACACUAUAGUACCCUGAGCUUCCCCCGUCUGACAUCAGCGGAGCGGAAUGCGCAUUUUUUCAAUGCUUUCCAAUGGACGCUCUGCAUGAUGGAGGUAUUAAAUGCCUCCAGCGUCGCAGAUGCGCCUCUAGUGGCUGUCAAAUGUAAACAUAGCAGUUUCUCUAAAACUGCUGUGUUUACAGCAGGCAAAGUUAACCCCAGAGGGACCUGGCACUCAGACCACUUCAUUGAGAUGAAGUGGUCUGGGUGACUAUGGUGUCCCGUUAAUGUCAAAACAACUUGUUACAAUGCAAAAGACCUUGAUUCAGAUCUCCUCUCCCCCUACUCGCCAAGAGCAGUGAGCAGCAGAUCGUGGAGGUGAUUAGUUCAUAUUAAUAAAAAUAAUUGUGUGUGUGUGUUGUGGUUCUGUUUUGUUUUAGUGUUUUUUUUUUUUUGCUGUUACAAAUAUAAUUUUAUUUUUAUUUAUUUGCAGAAUGUAUUGAUUGUUGAGGUAAGUGCUUUCAAUAAGUUUUGAAUCAAUCAUGAAGAGGUGAUUAUAGAAGCUUCAUAAUAUAAUCGGAUAUUCCUAGUCCCUUGGAAUUGAUGGGAUAAAUUUACUGAGUGUAAUGCAUUAUUUUACUAUUACAUUGCACACAAAAAAAGCAUUUCAAUUUAUUUCCCUCUUUUCUUCGACUCUGCACUGUAGUAUAAUUCUGGCUGUGUUCAUGGUUUUCCUGCUGUUGUUUUUAGGAUUUAGCAGACACAGUCAAUUUAGAAGAAGCACUAACUUGAUCUGGUGCUGCAGAAACAGACCCUCUCCCCAGAGACCCAGAAUUAAUUCAAUAUAAAGUUGCUCCAAACUCAGGGUUCAGUUAUGUAUUUUAUUAAAGCGAACCACAGCAGGUGGAUCCUGCAAAGUUUUUGUACUGUAGUUUAUUUAUUUAAUUUUUUUGUGAAGCCUUUACAAAGCUACUCCCAAAGGUACCACUGUAUUGAAACGUGGCUGGGUCCAACUUUUGUUGUUUGGUUUAAUAAAAUACAACAUUGAACCAUGGUUGUGGAGCAACAUUAUUUUGAGUCUGUCUGUGGGCUCAUUGGCAGGUACCAAAUGCAUAUCCAUUUUUAUAAUGUAUAUGAAGGAGGUACAUCCACCCUCAAAUGUUCUUUUUAACAGGAUCCCUUUAUUUUAGCCCCCAAAUGUAAGUUGGGCAAUUGUAUUCAUUUUUAAAAAGAUCAAUAAGUAAGUUUUGUUUCUUGUAGGAUAUUAUCGAUACAGGGAAAACAAUGAAGACUUUGCUUGCUAUGUUGCAGAGGUAUAAUCCGAAAAUGGUUAAAGUAGCCAGGUAAGCUUGAUGUGUUUUUUUUUUGUUUUUUUCAAUUCUUUUUUAAUUUCUCUAUUUAAGAGAGUGGACACAUGUAAUAAUGACUGUGCAUCUUUGAUUUUAUAAAGGUCCAUAAAAAUGGCGGAUCUUCACAUUUUUAGCAACCCUUUAAAGGGACAUUAAACUGCCUAAAUACAAAAGAAAUAAAAAUCAUGGUUUAGUAGAUAUACCCCAAAUGAAAGCUUGCAUGCAUUUAAAUAGGUUUUUUUUUUUUACAUUGGGAGUAUAUGUAUAUAUAAUAUUAAAAAAUAAAUAAAUAAAUAAAAAAUGGUUGCAAAACCUGUAGUUUUCUUGUCUGCUGCGUUUGCAAGCUCGCCCCUUCUAACCCUGCUCAGACUUUCUGUUGCUGUACAAUCAGAAACUUCCCAAUGAGAAGUCUUUGCAAGGCAGGUGCUCUGGGCAAUUACUGCCUUUUGAGUUUAGCUCCACCUAGCUAACCAAACCAGGAAGUAACAGGACCUGAUGUCUGCUUGAAAGCCAAGGGGGUCUAACCAGGCUGAUUUACAAAAGUGUCAAUUUGUAUUAAAAUCAGUACUUUUUGCAAAAUUAUAAAAAUAGGACACACUCUUCACACAUACAGAUUUUCAGCAAACUAAAGUGCUUUAGGGAUCUGGAGUGUCCCUUUGAGUAUGGCUUUUACUUCUUCUAGGGAUUAGUUAUUUUUAAGCUUAAUCUCGGAAACUUUAAAGAAGACAGGAAACCCAGUUGAUGAAUCUCAGGCCGUGUCAUUUUAUUCAGCGGACUGCUCGCCAACUGAGAUUUCUCCACUAGCUGUGAGCCUUGGGAAUAAACCGUUUUAACUGAGUGUGACUGAUCUAAACAGUGGGUUUGAGGUAGUUGCUCCUUGGAAUCUUGUAGUCGAUGCAUUCACUUUAAUUUGUGAGAGGUUUCAUUUGAGAUAUUGUAUAUUUCUUGGUCUUGAUUUUAAUAUUUUUCUCUUGCUCUCUCUACAGCUUGCUUGUUAAAAGAACUCCUCGAAGUGUGGGCUACAGACCUGAUUGUAAGUAAUUUUGAAAGUGUGGGUUUUUUUGUUUUUUUAAAUAUAGGCAUAUUUCUGGGGGAGUCAAACAUAUUUGCUGGUAUUUACACCUGAUGGCCACAAAAGAGCUUCCCUAUUCACUUUCCUUUUUGUUAUUUUUAAUUUUUUUAUCACUUUUUUUUUGCUCCAGACUCUCCUAUUUCCUUCCGAUUAACUCUAACAUCUUGUGGACUUAAGGGAAAGCAUUUAGUGCCGAGACCCCUAUGCACCGAGAAUUUAGGCAAAUGUGGCCUUCUUUUCUUCCCCUAUAAGAUAAAUAAGCACCUGGUCAAACCAAGCCCAAUCCUUCAGCUUUCAAAUGUUAAAUGGCAAAAAUUGUUGAAACCUCUUACAUUAAAAAUUUAAUAAAGAUAAAGUCCCUACCUCGUGAUGACUAAACCGAAAUCAAUGCAAAGUGAAAAGUGGUAAUCUAGAGGAAAACUUUAUGCUACAUUUUUUUCAUCUCUAUCUCCGUGAAGUUAAAACCAUAUCUCAAGCAGACAUUGCUUCAAGUAUACAGCAUAAAAGACUAACCGUGAUCAACACGUUUCGUACAUAGUUUCACUUUAUCCAGUCUAAAUAAAGGGAAACACCACAGACUCCCUCAUCCAUGGUCCAGCUUGAAUAGAGCACUUGGUUGGUAUCUCGUGUUUGGUGAUGUUCCUUGUUCUCAGCACCUUGUGUAGAAAUAUAACCUCACUAUUUCCUAUGUAACCAAAUAAGCCUAAGUAGAUGCAAGUGAACAAACACUGCAAUCCACAUCUGCAAAAUUGACAAAUAUCUGAAGCUUCCUGACGCCGAGCACAGAUCCCAUUCAGCCCACAGCUGCAAGUGCAGGUGAAUGGCAGACUUCUGUCACUCAGCCUCUGAGCCAGUAAGUGGUCAGUAGGAAGUGCCUGCCUCAAUCAAGCUAAGCAUUAUAUUAAUAAAUCUAUUUAUACAAAACUUAUUUCUGUAGGUUACAGCUCCAUAGUAGUCAUCGGGGGAAAAAAAAUUUUAACUUUAAAAUGUCUUUUAAAGGGAUACUAUAGGCAUAAAAUGAUCUGUUCUUGGUCCCCUUUUGUUCUCUUUUUACACUGCCUCUCUUGGCAAACUCCUUAACUCCUUUGGAUUCCACUACCAUCUGUAUGCCGACGGAACCCAGGUAUAUCUCUCCUUCCUUGAUCUCCCCCCCACAGUCCUACAACAUGUCACUGCUUGCUUUUCUUCAAUCUCUGAUUGGAUGUCCUCUCGCUUUCUGAAACUCAAUCUCUCUCAAACUGAGCUUCUUAUUUUUCCUCCUCAUAAUGCUGAUCCUCCUCCUUUGCUCUCCCUGCAAGUUGAUGGUACAUGCAUCAGUCCAUCCUUGCACUCUCGUUGUCUUGGUAUUCUUUGAUCCUGGCCUCACCUUUGAGCCUCCUAUCCAGUAUGUUGCUGCAUGAAAUUAUAUUUUUUUUCCAUUAGAUGUUUACUUACAUUAGACUGUUAGGAUACAGGAGACUCCUGAGGUGUCUAGAAGGCUAUUAACAGAACAUAAGAAAUUCUAAAUCAAACAGAAUGUGCAAUAAAGAAGUUUUAAACAUUAGAUGUCUCUCUAAAGGAAGUGUUUAAGAAGACUGUGUAAGUCAGGGAGGUGUGGCUAGGGCUGUAUAAACAAAGGGAUUUAACUGCUAAAUAGUAAUUAAUUGAGCAGUAUGACUGUCAGGGAAUGAUUUAAACAUUAAGCAAAAGUUUUGGUGCUUAUAGCGUCCCUUUAAGCAUAUCGCCUUUGUUUUUAACAUUAUAUAUUUUAAUGAAAUUCCAUACUUUCUCCAUUAUAUAAAUUUGCAGAAUUGGUAACAUUUAAAAUAAACAUAUCUACAACUAUGAAUGUAGACAUCACCAAACAAGAAAAGUACCAAGGUGAACAAACACUAAAACAUUCUCGAAGUCUUGCCCCUAACUAGGCACAUUUACAUUGUAUUGAAUUAUAAAAAGAAUUCUGAUUUAAUUUGUUUUAAUAAACCUGAGUGUUCUGUACUUUUUUGUAAAAGCUUAAUGAAAGAUAUAUUUGUGCUCUUUAUGAAGGGCAGUAUAACUCACACCACAUCCAAUUUACUUUAACUUUAAUACUUGACCCUUUUAUUUGUGUAAUAAUUCUGCCGGGCUCAAAAUGUCCACUAGGCAUUGGUGAGUGAAAAUUUUGUCUCUUUUACUGUAAUCACUUUUUAAUAUUAUUUAUUUAUUUUAGUUGUAGGAUUUGAAGUGCCAGACAAGUUUGUUGUGGGAUAUGCCCUCGACUACAAUGAAUACUUUAGAGACUUGAAUGUAAGUAGUAAAUUUUUUUAUAUCGUAGUAAAUUAUGUACAACCAGUGACACGAGUCACAAGAUAAUCCGUUUUAUUAGGCAAUUCCCCCAUACACACAGAAAACAAGUGUAUAAAUGAUGAUUCCAUUGAAGAAACCUGUCACUCAGCUGUGUUAACCUGCUGCCUUCUGUUUAUUAUGGGCUUCAACUUCUCCAUUUUUUUUAUUAAGAUGAUAUAAGCAAAGAUUACUGGAUGGUAACCGAGCCAGGUGAAAAAUCUUACAAGGACUUGCAGGAAUUCUCUCUGAGCUGAACUGCAACUCUCACGAUGCUUAGCCUUGUGUGUAUUAGCGCAUGGAAGUAUGUUUCUGUGAGUGUGAUGUUAAUAUACCUGGAUUGGGAAUUAAUAAAAUGCUGUGUGGGGUUUAGUGCUGCCGAUGUGUGAGUGUCUCUGCGUGUGGUCGCAUCAAACAAUAUGGAUCUGCUGCGUCAAAGAAAGUGGCUUGGCCAUUGGCUAAAUUGAUUUUAAGACUCCUGCCUUAAAGUUUAAUUGAAGUUGAGUGUUUAAUUUCAUCCUGGUAUUCUAGAAUUUGAUUAGCUGUGAAUUUCAUGGCAUUUUCAUUUUGAGACUUAUAAGGCCGCUAAUAUGAGUUCAAAGGAGAGAAACCUAGUAUACAAACACUGUAGCACACUAUAGAUUUGUACUUCCACUUAAUAAAGACCUAAAUAUGAUUGAUUUAUUUUUGAUCUUGUAGUAAUGGUUUUCUAAUUUCUUUCACCCAGCACAUUUGUGUUAUCAGUGAGGAUGGAAAAGAGAAAUACAAGGCAUAGAAGACACCUGCGCAAAAUUAACCUGCCAACUUUUACCAAGGCUUCUACGAAUCAGCUGCUACCCAGCCCACUCAUUUGCCUCACAAGUCAAAUUCCAUCUUGCAUGAAAGAAAUUAUAGCCUUGUGUAGCGGCUUGGUUUCAGUCCUUCAUUGCUAGAUCUGGCUUAAAACCUUCACUGCCACGGGAUGACUAACACAUUGCAAAGCACGGUCUUGCUCACCUCUCUGGUGGUGAUCAGGUUUUAUAGGAAAAACAUUUUUUUUUUUGGGUGGUACAAAUAUAAAAACUUUACUUUUUAGCGAUUUUCUGAUUACAGAAGAGUUCUUUAGAUUCCUACAAAUGUUUCUUAAAGUUUUGAGUAGUUGGUGAGACUAAAGUAAACAUAUUACCAACCACCCUCUACACAAGGGGGCUUCUUCCAUUAAUGGAAAUGAGGGGAGAUUCAAUCCUCUCCAUGCAUGCAGAGAAACCCUCCUUAAGUACUCAUUCAGACGUGACUAGUAAAAUCUAAAUAGUUAAUUCUAUAAUUAAAAAAAAAAAAUAUAUAUAUAUAUUUUGUAAAUCGAAUUAGCCAUACUUUGACUUUUCCCUUUUCUUUUUUUUUUUGAACUAUCAGGACAUUGAGGGCUAUAGAUUAGAUAUAAUUUUGGCAAAGUCAUUUUUGACUAGCCCCUUUGAUGCAGAAGAGGCCUCUUUAAAGGGCAAAUAUACCUCUAAAAUAACGUAGGCAUAGUUCUAGUUAUUUAAUAUGUACUGUAUCCUGCUAAGCACCUUUUCAUGUUGCAAUGUUCAUGCUUACCAUAUAGUAUACAUUGAUGCCCUUGAUUGCUAUCGCAAAUCAUAAGUACAUUUUUUGUGCCUGAUCACUCAACUAUUCACCACUUUUGUGGAUCAAUAUUUUAUCACAUUUGCAGGCAACUUAACAAAAGCCAUCUUAUAGAAAAAAAAGGUCUGCUGGUUUAUAUCCUUACUUUAACUGUGUUAAUAUAACUUAAACUAUUGCAGAUGUGUACACUGAAAAUAUUUGGUGUCAGGAAGAAAUUGGUAUUUUUUUAUGUAAUUUAUUUUAUUUAUUUUUCUUUUAUUAGAGGAUUAAGCACCACAUUUUGGUAUAUUUUCCCAGUAAUAAUAAUCAAGUUUCUCAUGGUUGUUGUGAACUGUUCAGAUAUUAUUCUUCUAAAUUUGAUCUGCCAUAUUUUCCUGAAUCCUUUUUUUCAUGCUUAUGGGCAACAUGUAAAUUAAUGCUACCCAGUGGUAUGUUGUAAUCUAAUGCUGUUGGAGUAAAAUCACUGAAUGAAUAAAGUCACUUACUUUUGAGAUUCCUCUCUGCCCAUGCAUACUGGAGGCCAACACUUAUCAUGUACCAUUUGAUGCCUCUAAAAAAAAAUAUGGUGGGUCUGGCAACCUCAAUUGUAAGCAAAAAAAACAACUUUGUGGUUUUUUGGUUGUUUUUUAAAUUACCUUUUUAUAUUUGAAAAAAAUUCAAAACUACAAAGUAAUUUCAUUGUGUAUUUGAAAUCCUCUGAUAUGCACUCUACAUUUUUUUUUGUGAUAACCAGGGGAGGAUGAAAGUAUGCCAGUAGUGACAAACAAAAAUGUGGCACUGUAUAGAAAAUACAGUUCCAUGUAAUCAUUGCACUAGCGACGUUGCUAGCAAAUAUAACUAUUUAAAUUUUCUUCUAGUUUAACCAAAUGUAUUUGCCACAAAGGUAAAAGAUUUCACAGAGAGCAGCUAUGGGAUGUUUUUCAUAUUCAGCUCUGGUCUAUUUAUGACAGCCAGCUUGGAGGAGGGAGCUAUUUUCAAUUAUGUACAAUAUUACAAUCCAUCUAUUUUCAAACACUCUUGCCAGCAUGAUAUAUAGAUGGAAUAAAUGUACCGGUAACUGAAUCUGCCCUUAUCUUCCAUAUAUUUUUUUUUUUUAAAUGACUGGUUCAUUAAAGUGAUGAUGCAAAAAGGGUAGCUGUGCGUGUUGAGGCUUUGUAUGGUGACCAUAUAAACCAAAAUCACAUGGAGAGACAAAAUUCAACACUCACAAUAGCGAAGUGCAAACCAUAUAAGCACUCUCUCAAGUACUAAAAAUACAACAUUCUAUAUAAAAUACAGAAUGCACACUAGAACACUCAAAGCUAUCAAUUUAAAUAUUUAAUGAAUAUACAAAUAACAAAGUGUAUAAAGACAGGAACAAAGUAACAGCACAAGGCAAACCGUAAUCAAAAGUAUUUUACCCAAAUCUUAAAAGCCUCAAGGCAGAAACACAAGCCACCAACUACCCCAAUGUUUCGGCACUAACUGGUUGCCUUUAUCAAGGGUACCCACCAGCCAAAACAAUUUUUAGCAGAAAUCUGAUGACAUGUUAAUUAUAGGCAGCAGUGACAUAAACUGACACUGUGUCAAAUGCUCCCUAAAACAAGCAGAAAAUAGUGUAAAUGUUAUAUACUUCACUGUAAAAAAGGAUAAAAUAAUUAAAUCAUAAAGAUAUUUUUCAGUAAACGCUAUUUAGCAGGGGGUGGGGAGAAAAUAUCUGACCCAAACAUAUCUGUUUUUGUUUACAUGAGUAUAUUUUCCAUCAACGGUUUAUGAUUUGCAUAAUAUAUUCCAAGUUCACAAAGCAUAAAUUAAACACGUUUAGAAUCUAAAAACUUAUUUACCGUAUAAUAGAACUGAAACACUUCUAUUCUUACCAUAUGUUGGGAGGAUAAAGAACAUUUUGUUUCCUACAAGGUAUACCUUCCUGUAAAUUGCAGAACUUCAUACUUGGCAGAACUGGAUAGAAGCAUCAAUAUAUUCUUUUUCAUAAACUGUGCACAGAUAAGGAAUAUAUAAUGGAAAAAACUCUACUAGACGACCUAUGUGUGUGAUAUAUUUUUAUAUGUGUAUAUAUAAUUAACAAAGAAUCAUUUUAGUGCUUUAAAAUCUACUUGGGUUAACUGGGAAAUACAAUGUGAAGACUGUUGGAUUCCUACAUCUUUUGUUGACAUGUCAGUAAAUGUAUGAUUAAAUUGAAUGUUUAAACUGUGGUGCAGUCAGGGGGUCCAACCAUCUGGCUGAAGAUUGAACAAAAAAAUAAAUAUAAAAGACUGCCACAGAUUCAAAUCGAACUAGAAAGAAGUUUACAAUUUUGAAUGCUUCCGAUUCCCUCCUUGUUUUGUAUAAAUGCUUCUGAAAGAAAUUCAAGUAUUUUGUUCAACACAGGCCCUUAAAAUAACUCGUAUCAAAAGAACGUUUUGUUUUUUUCUCUGAAAUUGAAUGGAAAGUCAUUUUCUAGACUUUAUUUUGGAAUUCAGAAACAAUGUUUGUAAUAAGUUGGUUGAAUAAAAAUAAAGUCCAAUUAUGUAAUGUUGCCAUUGUCUGUAAAUCCUAAUAAAAGUCAUGCUGAAUUGACAUCUCCCUAAAUAUAAUUUUGCAUGGUCAGGUCUUCUAACAGUCCAAUCAAAGAGUGGGUGAAGGUGGAGAUUUGCAAAGACCAGGGCUAUUUAUAAAAGAAAAGUUCAAUAAACUUUUUUAUGCCUGCUUGUAUUCCAGGAUUGUUGUGAGUUAAAAUAGAAUUUAUCAGAUCAUUUUUAUCUAAAUAUUCACAUUUAGAUUUGUGCUUAGACAUGUUCU